Messenger RNA from Gallus gallus (chicken), 498 nucleotides. RefSeq names its product dnaJ homolog subfamily C member 14-like. The transcript is spliced from 2 exons. The record is from RefSeq and is a predicted model, not a curated record. Gene Ontology annotation, molecular function: dopamine receptor binding. Bases 1 to 498 code for a protein of 165 amino acids. NCBI's taxonomy places the organism in Eukaryota, Metazoa, Chordata, Aves, Galliformes, Phasianidae.
AUGGCAUCUGACGUGGAAGAGCGGUUAAAGCAGAGAUGUGCCAUCGAAUUCCUCAACCCUGACCAACUGCAUGCCGCCGAGGAGGGCGACCUGUGGGCUGAGUCCAGCCUGCUGGGGAUGAAGAUCACCUAUUUUGCCAUGGUGGACGGCAAGGUCUACGACAUCACAGAGUGGGCUGGGUGUCAGCGCAUGGGGAUCUGCCCGGACACCCACUGUGUCCUCAACCACAUCUCCUUCGGAGUGCAGAGUGCUGACACAGGCAGGCAGCAGAGGAGUGCCUCCAAAGGCAGCCCCAGCUCUGCUGCUGACCUGCAGGACUUCUUCAUGCGUAUGUUCCAAGGGACCUUGGGACAGGUGCCUGGAGGCUUCCCACCUCCCCCUGCCCCCACAGCUCCCCGGGGGGCCACAGCUGGGAACAUGAGGACCGAGGGGGUCUUCACCAAGAGUGACACCAAGCACAAGAGGAGGAAGAAGGUGCGACUGCCCUUCCAGCACUGA